GGCCUGGCCUGUGAUGGAUGAUAAGCACUGCUAGGCUAUCCUGGCCUAUCAGGCCUACUUGGCGCGUCUCUCUCUGUCUAGCGGCCGAGUUUAACAGUUAAACCCUAGCUCACCGUCGUGCUCGCCUCCCCGCGCCUGCUCCGGUGCUCCCUUCAGGCACUGACAGUUCGCCGCCGCGGCGGCGCUUUCGAGCCCACGCGGAAGCGCACCUAGUGCCAUGGCGAAGAAGCGGAAGCACACCGACGCCCAGGCAGAGACGGCCGGCGCAGAGAAGCCAGACGACUCCGCACCGGCGCGCCCGGAGCGCACGCUCUUCGGCUUCAAGGAUCCGGCCCCCGACGCCGUGCCUGACUCCGCGGCCUCCAGGGCCGCGGUGGCGCCGUUUAGGAACAGGGAGAAGGUACUCAUCACCUGCUCCCGCCGCAUCACGUACAGGUAUCGUCAUCUGAUGCAGGACGUGUUGUCGAUGCUCCCGCACGCGAAGAAGGACAGCAAGGUCGAGUCGAAGCAGAGCAAGGGGAACGCUCUCAACGAGAUGCUCGAGCUCAGGAGCUGCUCCAGUUGUCUCUUCUUCGAGUGCCGAAAACAGAAGGAUCUUUACCUUUGGAUGGUGAAGUCUCCUGGAGGACCAUCAGUGAAAUUUCUAGUUAAUGCUGUUCACACCAUGGAGGAGUUGAAGCUUACGGGUAACCAUCUGAAAGGGUCACGGCCACUUCUUACAUUUUCUACAAAUUUUGAUGAGCAACCUCAUUGGAAGCUUGUGAAGGAAAUUAUAACUCAUAUAUUUGCUACUCCUAAAGAUCACCGUAAAGCAAAACCUUUCCAUGACCAUGUAUUUGUCUUCUCCAUUGUGGAUGGCCAUGUUUGGUUUCGAAACUACCAGAUUUCUGUUCCCCACAAUGAGAUUGAUAAAGUUGAUAAAGGUGGUAUGGAUAAAAUGACACUUAUUGAGGUUGGCCCCAGGUUCUGUUUGAAUCCAAUCAAAAUAUUUGGUGGUAGUUUUGGUGGUCCUACAUGAUCCGUGCACUAGAGAAGAGGCAGAAGGCAGGCAAAUAUGCCAAGAAGGUGAAGGCCAAGGUGAGGAGGAAGAUGCACGAGAUGGAGAACACGCUGGAGCCUGAUGAGUUUGCUGAGCUCUGGAAAGGGGAGUAGGCUUUGAUCGACCCUGUCAAUGUCGUGAAGCACCCGCAACUCCUGUCAGCAAGCGCAGAUUUUGUUUACCUGUGUGGCAGUGUCUAUGUUGUGGAAGUUUUGUAUGACAAGGCCUACGUUUAUUUUACAUAAAAUCGGAUUUUAGUGAUAACUUAUGCCCAUAUGACAUUCUCUCUUGUUUGCUUCUAGUGGAUGUAGUGCCAAGUGUUAUAUCACUUAUGUGAUUGGUAGCUGAGAAUCAUGGGGAAGCGCGAUCACAGUUCAAACCUCAAGAUAUCAAUGUGAUAGCCAUAGCCGUGUUCCAUAUGUAUACUAUGUACUUCAUUUCAGCAAUGGUUUUGUAAGGAAAAUAGAUCGAGCUUCAUUUAAAGUAAAGUUUUAGUGUUUGAUGAGCA
Molecule: messenger RNA, 1547 nt
Organism: Zea mays
Lineage: Eukaryota; Viridiplantae; Streptophyta; Magnoliopsida; Poales; Poaceae
Exons: 8
Coding region: 218-1018 (266 amino acids)
Biological process (GO): rRNA processing; ribosomal large subunit assembly
Cellular component (GO): nucleolus
Molecular function (GO): rRNA binding
Source: RefSeq, a predicted model, not a curated record